Saccostrea cuccullata (small rock oyster) is the source of this 3374-nucleotide messenger RNA. Its product is annotated as atrial natriuretic peptide receptor 1-like. Gene Ontology annotation, molecular function: guanylate cyclase activity; protein kinase activity; peptide receptor activity. Lineage: Eukaryota; Metazoa; Mollusca; Bivalvia; Ostreida; Ostreidae. The record is from RefSeq and is a predicted model, not a curated record. The transcript has 20 exons. Gene Ontology annotation, cellular component: plasma membrane. Gene Ontology annotation, biological process: cGMP biosynthetic process; receptor guanylyl cyclase signaling pathway; protein phosphorylation.
AUGAUGAUUAAUUACAGACCAUGUUUUUAUUACAUUUUUGCCGCAGUGAUUGUAUCCUCAUUAAGUUUUCAAAAAGAUAUCGGCGUUCUAUUAAUGACUGAAAAUACCCUUCCGUUUGAUAUGCCUCGCAUUGCGCCUGCAAUAGACAUGGGUGUGCGGGAUGCUAAGGAAAUAUAUAAUGUAAAUUUCAAAACAAUUUUGUCUAAUUAUUCUACCGACUGCAAUGGUGUUUGGACGGAAGGUGUAGGGAAAAUAUCUGAUCUCUACCAUUUUAAGAAAGUUCGUGUGUUUGUCGGUCCAGCGUGCUCUCAAGGUGUGAUCUCGGGAGGGCAUCUGGCGGAAUACCUGAGAGUUCCUCUUGUCACGGGGGUAGGAGAUUUAGUGGAGAGGUCCCCCCAAAAAAACUUGGGAUAUGAAACCACAACCAUUUUGUCAUACUCCAUUGAUAAAAUGUCUGUUUCCAUGAAAGAAAUUUUGCUCCAUUACGGAUGGAAGCACACCGCCAUCUUAUAUGACGAAGACGAUGUUUUCUUCCGGCGAGUAGGAGAGAACCUGGCUCUGGACUUCCGGAAAGACGACACACUCAGAAGGCCAUACGAGAAACCCUUCCCAGAAUCCACCGAGAACUUCUCUGGUAUCCUGUCUGAGGCCUCAAAGUAUGCUAGAGUUUUUAUAAUACUGGCAAAAGCUCGGCAGUUCAGAGACGUAAUGUACCACGCCUACAGACAGAAUAUGGUACAUGGAGACUAUGUGUUCAUCACUAUUGAACUUUUUCCAAGCACUCACUGGGGAUUCUACACUAGGUUCAGCGAUCAGUCAUAUAAUGAUUCCUACAAGAACGAGUACGUGAGGGUGGCAUACGAAUCUGUCCUCAUUCUCUCCUUAAUGCGACAGGGAGGCGUGAAGUACGAAACUUUCAAGACAGAGGUGCAAGCCCGGGCUUUCAAGGAUUAUGGCUACAUUUUGGAUCAAAACGAGGCUGUACGUCACGUCCAUAUUUUAUAUACUUGAUAAAGUAAUAUUUCGAGAGUGCCUGCUCUUGAUGAGGUGAUAGCUAUUGAUGAGCAUGGUGAUAGAAUUGCCGACUUUGACGUGUUUGAUCUACGGAAUGGAUACACCGAUCCCCCACAAUUUGGUGUUGUAGGGAAGUUUUAUGGGGCUACCUUAAAGUACGGUCCCGUGACAGGCAUUGCUAUUAAGUGGAUUAAAGGACUUCCUGUAGAUGUACCUGCGUGUGGAUUUAGUGGAGAGCUCUGUAUACAAAACGUGGAUAAAACUACCCUGAUGAUAGGACUAGGAUUUUUGUUCAUCGUCAUAGUAUUCUGUAUUCUGUUUGCCAUAGGAUAUCAUUUUCACAGAAAGAACCAUGCAUUAUACGAAAUGAAAUGGAAGAUAAAUUGGGAACAUGUUCAGCUAAAACUCACAGGAUCAACAAUGACGUUUGGAAGUUACAAAUCUGUUAAUACCUUUCAUGAUUCAACAAUCGAGCCGGAAAUUCUAUCUACAAGGACUAACGAGACAAGUCGACAGGUCUUCACUACUGUCGCUUUUUGCAGAGGAGUUAUUGUGGCUAUACGGAAAUUUGCCUUUUCUUCCAUUGACCUCAAUAAAGACAACCUCAUUGAAUUGAAACAGUUGCUGUCUUUACGACAUACAAAUGUUGCCACUUUCAUAGGCGCUUGUGUCGAUGUGGGGAAAAUAUCCGUGAUGAUGGAAUAUUGUCCUAAGGGAAGUUUACAGGAUAUUUUGCAAAACGAAAGCAUUGAAUUGGACUGGACGUUCAGAUGUUCUCUCAUACAAGAUAUUAUAAUGGGAAUGAAUUACUUGCAUGGAAGUGACAUCAAAAUUCAUGGUCGAUUAAGCAGUGCUGCGUGUGUUGUUGACCAAAGAUUCUCGUUAAAAUUACGAUGUUAUGGUCCGAAGUGUUUCUAUGAAAAAGAGGCAAUAAAGAAAUCAUCAGUAAAUUACAAUAAACUUUUGUGGACAGCCCCUGAAAUACUGCGAUCGAAAUACUGGAACCCAGGAACACAGAAAGGGGAUGUAUAUAGCUUUGGAAUUAUCCUCCAAGAGAUAGUGGACAGAGCUGCCCCAUUCGAUAGCUACGCUAUGAUUCUUUACGUAUAUAGAAUAACAAAUGUAGAGAGUCCACCAUUCCGACCACUGCUAAACGACAGAUAUUCAGAAAAAUUAAAUAUACUGAUGACAGAAUGUUGGUCCGAAAUCCCCGAUGAUAGACCUACAUUUGACGUCAUAAUUAAAAGAUUCAAAACAAUCUUCAGAGGUCGGAGUAACAAUAUAAUGGACAACCUGAUCAGACGAAUGGAGCAAUACGCCAACAAUCUAGAAGGACUGGUCGAGGAGAGAACAAAGGCGUACGUGGAGGAGAAACGAAAAGCAGAGAAUCUGCUAAAUCGAAUGCUCCCCAGAUCCGUGGCUAAGAGUCUACAGCUAGGACAGUCUGUUGAUCCGGAGACGUUUGAUGAGGUGACUAUCUACUUCAGUGAUAUUGUCGGAUUCACCGCUCUGGCGGCCAGGAGCACGCCAUUAGAGGUGGUGGCCUUCCUCAAUGAUCUCUACACCUGCUUUGAUUCCAUUAUCAAUGACCGAAAGGUGUACAAGGUGGAAACCAUAGGUGAUGCUUACAUGGUUGUGGCAGGCUUACCAGAAAGGAUAGGACCUUACCACGCCAAAGAAAUCGCCGAUAUGGCACUGACAAUCAAAGACAAAGUACAGACAUUUACAAUACGACAUCUUCUUGACGAACAGCUCAAAAUCCGAAUAGGACUCCACUCAGGUACAGUUGUCGCUGGAGUGGUGGGGUUGACCAUGCCGCGGUAUUGUUUGUUUGGGGAUACAGUUAAUACAGCAUCAAGAAUGGAGUCCUCGGGGGAAGCUAUGAAGAUACAUAUAUCUGCACCAACAAAGAUAAUACUUGAAAAAUUCAUUGAAUAUCAAAUUCUAGAGCGAGGUGAAGUUGAUAUCAAAGGGAAAGGCCUGAUGAAAACAUUUUGGUUGGAAAGAGUACACUGAGAGGUAUUCAACAAUCCUCAGUCUUAAAUGGAGUUACAUUCUCUUGAAUUUGUGGUUUUCCAAAUAAACUUCUCUUUGUAUGAUAUUUUGAUAAAUGCAAUAAUUCAUUUUAGACCAUUUUUUAACAUGUACAUUUUACCAUUUUCAAUUUUCAAGAGAAAUGCAAGUUCAUAGCUCCAGGACACAUCAUGAACAAAUACUAGUACCAAUUAUUGUAUUCAAUCAAAAUUCUGAAAUUAAAAAUGCAAUGCAGAAGAAUUCAAACAGUCAUGAUUUGUCGUUAUUUUAUUCUUGUAAGGAUUUGUCUGUGAGCCGGUAAAUGUUCAUGAUAUAAAAAAAAAACA